AUGAUUGAAGAUACAAAUGAAUACCAGUUACCACCUCCAAUGAGUCCUAUGCCGGCCAAAUCCAACGCCAAACGGGUCUUCGAAAACAACUUUGUUAGUAACAAGGCCAAGGAAGCAUUUGCUGGUCGUCUAUUCCGUGACAAAGACUUGUCUCUGGGACAAGCGUUUACUUUUGGUGAUAUGCCGGAUGAUGAUGGUACGACAGCCACCACCGUGGAAGCCACUGAGCCUGGACAAACUCUUUGUGUUUAUCUCAAGCGUCCCACCAAACCUAGCGCAGACCAAGCAAAAGGGUCAAAAAAUGAGGCGACCCAACCAAAGGCUAAAGCAAAGGCUAAGCCUAAGGGGAAGAAGAAAAAAUAG
Messenger RNA from Melampsora larici-populina 98AG31, 363 nucleotides. RefSeq lists its product as uncharacterized. The transcript is spliced from 2 exons. The record is from RefSeq and is a predicted model, not a curated record. The coding region runs from base 1 to 363 and encodes 120 amino acids. NCBI's taxonomy places the organism in Eukaryota, Fungi, Basidiomycota, Pucciniomycetes, Pucciniales, Melampsoraceae.